This is a messenger RNA of Trypanosoma cruzi, 1254 nucleotides long. RefSeq lists its product as uncharacterized. NCBI's taxonomy places the organism in Eukaryota, Euglenozoa, Kinetoplastea, Trypanosomatida, Trypanosomatidae. Gene Ontology annotation, molecular function: triacylglycerol lipase activity. Gene Ontology annotation, cellular component: membrane; lipid droplet; cytoplasm. The transcript has a single exon. Gene Ontology annotation, biological process: triglyceride catabolic process; lipid homeostasis. The record is from RefSeq and is a predicted model, not a curated record. Bases 1 to 1254 code for a protein of 417 amino acids.
AUGUCGAGGGUUUCAGCAAACGAUGAUUCAAAAGGGUUUGAUUUAACGUUUGGAUUUGCUGCUGGAGGCUGGUUUGGGAUGUAUCACUUUGGUGCUUGUCAAGCGAUUGUUGAUUCCGGAAUUAUUGAUCGAUUGACGGCGGAGGGAAAACGUGUUCGCUUUGCCGGAAGUAGCGCGGGCGCACUUGUUGCUUUGUGCAUGGUUUUGAAGAAUUACCGGUUCAAGGAAAUGCGGGAUUUUCUAAUGGGGUGUGCGGAGCAUUACCGUUAUUCAUGGCUUAACUUGUGUUGUAUAGAUCGAUAUCUUGACGACGCUUUGGAUCAAUUUGGUGGUCAUCUGAGAGACUUGGAGAUGAAGCAGGAGUUAUUCGACACGUUGAACGAUGGAUUACUGGAGAUAUUUGUGACAACGCUUCCAAAGAUGAAGUCAAAAGUUUUUACGGAGUUCCAUUCGCAUGAAGAUGUCGUGGAAGCCGUGAAAGCGUCUUGUUGUGCGGCGCCGUUUGUGGGCGUGCCGUUCCGGCUGCGAGGAACAGGGGAAUGGGUCUGCGAUGGUGGCUUGUCGAUUGUCACACCGCACAAUGGCGAGCCCCGAACAAUUACGGUGAGCCCUUUUUAUUGUAGCACGGCAACCGUACAUCCCACCAUUUUUGUUCCGUUCUGGUGGGUAUUACGCCCACCUGGGAAGGUUGCUCUCCGGAAUCUGUUUGCACUGGGUUACAAUGACAUGAUAGAGGGACUUGUUGUGAACGGUUACAUUACACCCGAGAAGGGCGAGUCAUUGCUAAGGCCUGAAGUACAAUUUUUAAAUGGGGGUGGUAUGUUCCGGCGUUAUGGUUUGUAUUUGCUUGAUUUUUUGGCUUUCAUAUUUGUUCGUCCGGUCGUAGUUUUAUGCAUUUACGUCGAACUUGCAUUCAUGAGUUUUUUCUAUUUCUUACGGGGUUUAUUCUGCCUGGAUAACAGACCAAUUAGGAGAAUGUAUGACAACCUGAGAAAUAUCGUGUCUAUUCGUACAUUGGGUAGACUUAUUUUCGGCGAAAAUGUACCGCACAAUGUCGAGCGUCUGGAGAAAAGUUCUCGGGUUUACCGCGUGUUUAAUCCAAUUCUCUUGGGAGGGAAAAAUACCACGGAGAGAGCUGUCAUGAGUCCCACAGGAGUUUGCAGUGGUGUUAUGCCUACACUAUCUUCCAAAACGCGGAAGAGGGCAACGAGCGCUGCCCAAGAGAAGUCGGGGAAAAUUUAUCGCCGCUUGUGA